Messenger RNA from Trifolium pratense (red clover), 462 nucleotides. Its product is annotated as F-box/kelch-repeat protein At3g23880-like. The transcript has a single exon. Bases 1 to 462 code for a protein of 153 amino acids. Lineage: Eukaryota; Viridiplantae; Streptophyta; Magnoliopsida; Fabales; Fabaceae. The record is from RefSeq and is a predicted model, not a curated record.
AUGCCAUUGGGGCAAUAUGUGAGUGGCACAAUUAAUUGGUUGGUUUUUAUUGGUAUCAAGUGGUUUAUUGCUUCUUUUGAUUUGGGGAAUGAGUGUUAUCGAGAGGUUUUGCUACCCGAUGAUUCUAGUAAGGUAGAUAAAAAUAAAUUAAGCUUAAGUGUUUUAAGGGAUUGCUUGUGCUUGAUUUCUGGUGAAGAUGUUUGGAUUAUGAAGGAAUAUGGAAAUAAAGAGUCUUGGACUAAAUUAUUCACUAUUUCUUACAUGCGAGAUCCUCGUGCAUCAUCUUAUUCCUAUAUUAAGGCAAUCUAUGUUCUUGAGAAUGAACAAGUGCUGUUGAUGUAUACUGAGGAUGAGAGACAGGGGUAUAUUUCUUACAAUUAUAAAAAUGACACUUCAAAGUUUAUUGAGUUGGAAAACUUCCCAUCAGUCUGCGUUGAGAGUUUGAUAUCACCUUUUUUUUAA